GCCUGGCCCUGUCACAAGCAGCUGCUGCCCCAGUGACGUUCCCCGAGCUGCCGAGCCCUUCCGGGGACAGGGACACGCCGACCGCAGCCAUGGGAUCGCAGCUGGAAGGGGCCAUGGAGACCCUGAUCAAUGUCUUCCACCACUACUCGGGCAAGGAGGGCGACAAGUACAAGCUGAGCAAGAAGGAGCUCAAGGAGCUGCUGCAGAGCGAGCUGGGAUGUUUCCUGGAGACCCAGAAGGACGCGGGGGCCGUGGAGAAGAUCAUGCAGGACCUGGAUGAGAACGGCGACGGGGAGGUGGAUUUCCAGGAAUUCGUGGUCCUGGUGGCUGCCCUGACCGUGGCCUGCAACACCUUCUUCUGGGAGAACGCCUGACGGCCCUGCGGCCACAGCCGGACGAGGGCUCCCAAAAUCCAGAGUUCCCCCCCAGCCACCCCCCAGCUCACCCCCUCCGCCCCCCAGCACUCCCAGGGGAUCCUGCUGGGAUCCAGCUCCACAAUAAAGGCACCGACCCAGGCC
Molecule: messenger RNA, 518 nt
Organism: Pseudopodoces humilis (Tibetan ground-tit)
Lineage: Eukaryota; Metazoa; Chordata; Aves; Passeriformes; Paridae
Gene: S100A1
Product: S100 calcium binding protein A1
Cellular component (GO): cytoplasm; sarcoplasmic reticulum
Molecular function (GO): calcium ion binding; calcium-dependent protein binding; S100 protein binding
Source: RefSeq, a predicted model, not a curated record